This is a messenger RNA of Ilyonectria robusta, 1365 nucleotides long. RefSeq lists its product as uncharacterized. The transcript is spliced from 4 exons. The coding region runs from base 1 to 1365 and encodes 454 amino acids. NCBI's taxonomy places the organism in Eukaryota, Fungi, Ascomycota, Sordariomycetes, Hypocreales, Nectriaceae. Gene Ontology annotation, molecular function: hydrolase activity, acting on carbon-nitrogen (but not peptide) bonds, in linear amidines. The record is from RefSeq and is a predicted model, not a curated record.
AUGACGCUUCAAAGCCAGCUGUCAACGCUGAAGAUCCCGACUGUAUCUAUAAACAGGGACCAGUUGAUGGAUGACAUACACUUUACCGCAAAAUUCGGUAUGGGCGAGAGAUGGGGCGAAUCACCCACUGAUAUUGGUAUGGCCCGCUUGGCGUUGAGUGAUUCCGAUAAACUUGUACGAGACUGGUUUAUCGAAACCGUCAAAUCGUUUGGCUGUAAGGUGCACGUGGACGAGAUGGGCAAUAUUUUUGCUAUUCGACCUGGCAAGAAGGAAGGCUUGCCCACCGUCAUGGGAUCUCACCUCGACACCCAACCAGCGGGUGGAAGAUACGAUGGCAUUCUCGGCGUCCUUGCCGGAGUUGCUGCUCUGAGAGCUCUCCAUGAGGGAGAAGUCGAAACUGAAUAUCCCGUGGGCGUUGUUGACUGGACCAAUGAAGAGGGUGCUAGAUUCCCACAAUGCAUGAUGGCUUCUGGAGUAUGGGCCGGAGUUACGGAUGUGGCCAAGGUCCAUCAGAUAGCUGAUAUCGACGAUGCCAAUGCUACUGUCAAAUCAGAACUGCAACGAAUUGGGUAUUUGGGAUCGACAAAGGCGCACUGGACAGCCACACCACUCGCAGCACAUUUCGAGUUACACAUCGAACAAGGACCGAUUCUAGAGGCUUCCCACCAGCGCAUCGGCGCCGUCCAGGGCGUUCAAGCAAGCAAGUGGUUUACCAUUACCGUGACAGGUCGCGAGAGCCACACGGGAGCAACCAACUUUGAGAACCGAUCCGAUGCCUUGCUAGCGAGUGCGAAAAUGAUUCUCCGAUCGCAUCAAGUCGCCACGCAGUUUUCCUCGCUCGCUUCCACCGGUCUAUUGAAUCUAAAGCCGGGAAGCACAAAUACUGUCCCUGGAGUUGUGACGUUCUCCCUGGACUUGCGCUCCAGUAACGACAAAAAUAUCGACCUGAUGGAGAAGAUGCUUCAGGAGGAUUUCGAAAAGAUCGCCAAAGACGAGGAGGUUGGUGCUAUAAACGCGGGCUGCACCCGUGGCCGUGGCUGUACAGUGUCGUGGCAAGUUGAUUCCGACGCCAAAGUCGCCAAGUUCGAUGAAGAGUGCAUCGAGUGUAUAGAAAAGGGAUCAGAGGCCUUGUUUGGACAGGCAGCUGCGUCGCUGACAAGAAGGAUGUACAGCGGUGCUGGACAUGACAGCGUACAUACCUCUACGAGAGUGCCCACAGCCAUGAUUUUCGUGCCGUGUCGGGAGGGUCUCACACAUAACCCCGCAGAAUACUGUACAGAGGAGGAUUGUGGGAAUGGAGCACAGGUUCUAUUGAAUGCUGUACUGCGAUAUGAUCAGUUAAGGUCGAUGAAGAUGAGCUCGUGA